This is a messenger RNA of Parathielavia appendiculata, 2030 nucleotides long. RefSeq lists its product as uncharacterized. Gene Ontology annotation, molecular function: manganese ion binding; metalloaminopeptidase activity. Bases 293 to 1675 code for a protein of 460 amino acids. Gene Ontology annotation, biological process: proteolysis. Lineage: Eukaryota; Fungi; Ascomycota; Sordariomycetes; Sordariales; Chaetomiaceae. The record is from RefSeq and is a predicted model, not a curated record. The transcript has 3 exons.
GUACCUAAAGUAUGGUAUGUGUACAGAUGCGAAUUGGGCAUGAUAGAAAUCCUGGGAGUCCGGAUACGGCUCACUACAAAACGCCGGUGGAAGCCGAGCCAAGACGCUUGGCGGGGCUUUGUGCGAUCCGUAGCUCCCGCAUGCCCCCCCUGUGAGUUGAGCUCCCGUCUGACGAUAGGCUCCGCGCUUCCUCUCCUGUGUAAUGCAAACCUUUAGCAUUGUCUCGAGAAUCUUUCGGGUGGCCCGAACUUCCACCUCAUUCCAGCGACGAGCCCUAAGCAGCCCGCGGACCAUGGACUACGACACGAUUUUGCAGGGCAAGUACCCUGCCAAACGGCACGCCAAGCGCGUCGUCGACUACAUCCGCUCCAAAAUCCCCGAUGCGACCGGCGUGCUCUACCUCGAGAGCCGCAUGACCAAGUUGCUAGAGGACAAUGACGAGCCAGAGCCCUUCCGCCAGCGCCGCUUCUUUUACUACCUCACCGGCUGCCCGCUCGCCGACUCGUAUGUGAUCCACGACAUGGACUCGUCCAAGACGACCCUCUUCAUCCCGCCUGUUAACCCCGAGAGCGUUAUCUGGUCCGGCCUGCCUGUGUCCGCCGAGGAAGCCUUGCAAAAGUACGACGUCGACGAAGUCAAGUACACAACCGACGUCAAUGCCGAACUAGCACACAUCGGUGGGCAGCGAAGGAGGUCGACCGUCUUCGCCAUUCCCCACCAGGUGUCGGAGCACGUCACCUUCCUCAGCUUCGACGACAAGAACUUUUCCAUCCUCAAGGAGGCCAUCGAGGUCUGCCGCGUCGUCAAGGACGAGUACGAGCUCGCCAUGAUCGCAAAGGCCAACGUCAUCAGCAGCAAGGCCCACCUUGCCGUUAUGGAGAAGGUCAAGCACGCCAAGAACGAGCGCGAGCUCGAGGCCGUGUUUCUCUCGUCGUGCAUCUCUGCCGGCGCGCGGAACCAGGCAUACCACGGUAUCUUUGCUGGCGGGAGGGCGGCCGCCACGCUGCACUAUGUGCACAACAAUGCGCCGCUUGCGGGCAAGCUGAACCUGCUGCUGGAUGCCGGCGCCGAAUGGAAUUGCUACGCCUCGGAUAUCACCCGGACAUUCCCCAUCAAUGGCAAGUUCACCAAGGAGAGCAGGGCCAUCUACGACAUUGUCCUCAAGAUGCAGCUCGAGUGCAUCGCCGCGCUCAAGGAAGAUGUCCUGUGGGACGACAUGCAUCUGCUGGCGCACAAGGUUGCUAUCGACGGCCUGUUGGAGUUGGGGGUUCUCAGGGGCGACAAGGACGAGAUCUUGGCGAACCGGACGAGCGUCGCCUUCUUCCCGCACGGGUUGGGGCAUUACCUCGGCAUGGAUACGCACGAUACCGGCGGCAAUCCCAACUAUGCCGACAAGGACACCAUGUUCCGGUACCUGCGCGUCAGGGGGAGGGUGCCUGCAGGGAGUGUCGUGACGGUGGAGCCUGGGAUCUACUUCUGCAGCUUCAUCAUUGAGCCAUUCCUCAAAGACCCGAAGCAUGCGAAGCACAUUGACGCGGAGGUGCUGGAGAAGUAUUGGGACGUUGGAGGUGUUCGGAUCGAGGACAAUGUGGUCAUCACCAAGGUUGGCGCCGAGAACCUAACCCCAGCUCUCAAGGAUCCCGACGAAAUAGAACGGAUCAUUUCGAGCAGUUGAGUCGGCUCUCCAUUUGUAGAUCUCUUCCAGAGGGCGCCCAUUGUUCAUCGCCGGAUGCGAGAAACCAAUAUUCAUGAGCAGGUCCUGCCAGAUAUCCAAAAGAGCCAUGCCGCAAUCCAAGUCUAUGAACAAAUCAUCUUAAGCCACUGCCUCAAGUCGCGAUCCAGUUUUUUGCCUGUGAGUAUUUCAGACUCACAAGCGCAGUCGAGUGGUAACUAUCAUUUUAACAUGGUUCAUCUCACAUCUCACGUUGUGUCACCUUUAAAAGGAGCCAAGUAUGACCCAAGGGGCCAAGAACCAUCGAGCAUUGCCCAUAAUCGAAGCAUCAAUCUAGGUCAAAUACUGUGGUCGAGCA